AUGAGAUUGAAUCCGGAACGAAUUGCUGCACGUUUACGGAUUGAGAAAGAAAUUGAAACGGAUAAGUUAGUUAAAAUGGGACGAAAUAGACGACAGCUUGUAACACCUAAAGAAAUUUCAAUUUCUAUUACUGCUCCAUUAUUCUCUAGCCGAUUGUUUGAAUAUGGCUCAGAUGCUGGAGAUCAAGAAUUACCGCGAAAUUUAGAUGUCACAAAAAAGGUCAACCUGAUUUAUCCGAUACGAUUUUAUGGUAUGCAAACAUCAACUAUAUAUAUAUCGAGUAAUGGCGGUAUUGGUUUCAAUUCGAAUGCACAAACCUAUCGACAAAAUAUAUUACCAAGUGAUUUAAAUUUAUUAGCAAUAUUUUGGAAUCGUAACGAUUUACGGAACGGUGGAAGUGUUUAUUUUCGUGAAGUAACAGUGGGACGUGUUCUGGAACGUGGGCAAAGUGAGAUCCGUUAUCAAUAUGAUGAAGUGGUCAAAGUGCAAACAUGUUUAAUAGUUACCUGGGAUAAAAUGCAACCGGUUGGCGCUGCGCCUUUACCCGAAGAUAAUACGAACACUUUCCAAGUAGCGCUAUUUAUUACUGAUAAUGGUACAUAUGCUAAUUUUAUCUACAAAAAUAUUGGUUGGACACAGGGAGCUGAGGCAGGUUUCAACAAGGGCGAUACGAAAGAAUUUUACGCACUUCCAACCUCUGGUACUGGUAAUAUUAUGUAUCUAGAAGAAUAUGGUAAUACAGGAAUUCCCGGUGAAUGGAUGUUCAAGCUUGGCGAUAGAAAUGUGGAACGCUGCAAAUCUGGCAUCAAAGGAGAUACUUGCGACGAAGAAUGCUCAGCUGGUGAAUGGGGUCCAGAUUGUGCAUUAUGUUGUCAUUGUGCAAGUGAUACCUGCAGUGGAACCACCGGUGAAUGUGUUGGUGGCAAAUGUUCCGAAUGUUGGACAGGAUUGCCAACUUGCCAAGAAAAGAAAGAAGAAUGCGAAAUGUUGAUGCAAGAACAUUGCGCCCAUAAUGCAAUAUCAUUUACUGAUUAUGAUCGUUGCGGUGAACCGAUCCAACGAUGUCAAUGUUUGAAAGGAUUCGAAGGUGACGGAUAUACCAUAUGUGAUGAUAUCGAUGAAUGCUUGCAACCAGGUAUAUGUCACGAAGAUGCAAUUUGUGGCAAUACUCCAGGACACUACUUCUGCACAUGUGCGGAUGGAUUCAUUGGUAAUGGAGUAACUGAAUGUAUAAGUUCAUUACUAUACUCAUAUCGAAAACAUCAGGAGUUACCAAAGGAUAGGAAUGCCAGAGUUGUGUUACAGCUUAAACAACCUCUUCAAAUAUUUGGCAAAAAAUUGGACAAAUUAAUGAUUUCAACGUUAGGAAUAAUAUCUGUGGAAGACAGUUCAAAAAUCAAUGUAGGUGAUCAUCUUGGAUCAUCCGGAAUACACGGUAUAGCACCAUUCUUUGCUAAUAUUGACAUCCGGAAAGGUGGCCAAAUAUUUGUGGAGGAAACAGAUGACCCGAAAGUGCUUUCGAGAGCCACAAAGACAAUUGCAAGCAGCAUAAAUGACAAAAAAUUCCAGGCUACAACUGCUAUACUGGUUACCUAUGUUAAUGUUACCAAAGCUGAUCGAACGGGUCCAGGUAGCACCUUCCAGACAUUAAUUAUCAGUGGAAUAAACAAACAACAUCGGAAUGAAACAUAUGCGCAAAUGUUAUACAAGGAUUUACCAUGGAGUGACGGAGCUGAGGCUAGCAUUUUGACGUAUGGCUCAAAAGAUCCAUUAAUGUUACCUGGAUCUGGUACCAAUGAAAUAGUACGCUUAAGUACGAGUAGCAAUAUUGGAAAACCAGGUCAAUGGUUGUAUCGAAUUGAUUCAAACGAUGUACAGAUGUGUCUUCAACCAAAUCUUCAACCACCAUAUUGUGAACAAUACGAAGUUACAGAUGAUGAUUCGAUAUCUGUCACAUCACCAAGAUUGGGAGAGACACAAAUAUCGGAGCAAAUGCAUCAUUCUUCAAUUCCGGAGGUGGAUGAAUCAACCAAUGAACUUGUUGAGAUUCCUGAACCACAAAUAGUUCACCCGGUAGUUAUCGACUCACCACUUUUAUCAUCUCACAUUCAAUCAGCAGGAGAAAUUCCGGAUGAGCAUCAUUUUGGAAGUGUUAAUGGUGAAGAAGAAAGGACGAGAAAUCCGAUAACACCACAUAUACCACUCAUUUCGUUGGAUCGUCACGAUAUCGAAGAUUUACCACCAGAUGCCUUCGAGAUCACAUUCCCACCUUUUGUCACCGUUAUACCUCGACUGUUUACAACUUCCGAUAGUGCGGAGAGAGGAUUACUAUCGAUUCAUCUAAUGGAGAAUGAAACAGAAGAUAGGCAACCAGAAACUUUUGUGACAGCACCAGCAGUAUUAACAACUGAUUCUGUAAUUGACAGCAAUCGUCCUGAAAUACCUCCGGAAACUUCUAAACUAUCGCCAGUAUCGUCAACACAAUCAAUCGAAGAUAUUAGGCCUGUACAGAAAGCUAAACCGGAAGAAAUCGAUUUUAACCACGAUGAACAAAUAAUCAAUCUUUUUCGACCUGAUGAUGAUUCUGUUGAUAACAAGCUUGAAUCGGAUCUAGAAAGUGAACCUUUUGAGAAGAUAAUAUCAACGGAUUUAUCGAUGCAAACUGUGGCUCCGGAACAUAAAAAUGACGAUUAUAUGACAUUAAGUACAACCAGUAAACCACUCUUUAUCUUUACCACAUUACCAAAAAAAAGACCUAUGCCAACCAAACCAAAAUUAGUCUCAGUACAUGGUUCAGCUUUUACAACACAACAUGGACCAUAUGAUGUUCGAAAUGAAGUAAAAAUUGAAGCAUCCAGUAGCAAUCUUGCCGUUAUUAUUCCAACAGCAAUCAUUGCAGUAUGGUUAUUAUUACUUGCAGUUAUAGCAUUGUUUUGCUGUUGUCGGAGAAAGAGAGCGGAACGUCACUUCAGGGAUAUUUAUUUUCCGAAUCAUCAGCAAAUUCAUCCUAUCACGGCAACAUUUGCGAUGCGAAAAGAUUCAAAACAUUUCGAUGGUUCCUACGAGGAUCAUCUUGAAAAAGCAGCACGACUUAGCUCUGAAUUAAAUUCAUACAAUCAGAAUGGUCGUGUAUCGUUAUAUGGUUCUUAUUGGAAUUUAGCCGGUAAUGCUUCUAAUAGUUCAACAAGCGGUUUACCGGCUGGUAGUAGGCAAAGUCCAUUUUCACAGUAUGGUACACAACAGGUAUCUCUACAUUAG
Molecule: messenger RNA, 3258 nt
Organism: Loa loa (African eye worm)
Lineage: Eukaryota; Metazoa; Nematoda; Chromadorea; Rhabditida; Onchocercidae
Product: nidogen
Exons: 21
Coding region: 1-3258 (1085 amino acids)
Biological process (GO): cell-matrix adhesion
Molecular function (GO): calcium ion binding
Source: RefSeq, a predicted model, not a curated record